AUGGCGGCAGCUGCAGUGAGGCGUGCUCACAACAGCACCACGUCCUACUGCCAGCAGGAAGGGAAAGACCAGACAAAAUAUGUGACCAAAGAAGACCACGAGACUCCUGGCAGUGCAGAGCUGGUGGCUGAUGACCCCAACAACCCCCCAUAUGAGGAGCACAGGCUGAUACUGCCAAAUGGAGACAUUAACUGGAACUACCCAUGCCUGUGGGGAAUGGCCAGCGGCCCCUGUGGAGAGCAGUUCAAGUUGGCCUUUUCCUGCUUCCACUUCAGCACAGAGGGCAUCGAGGGGUCGGACUGUGUAGACCAGUUUCAGGCCAUGCAGAAAUGCAUGCAGAAGUACCCCAACCUGUAUCCCCAAGAAGAAGAAGAAGAAGAUGAGGAGGAGGAGGAGGAGGAGGAGGAGGAGGAAGAGGAGGAGGAAGAG
Molecule: messenger RNA, 429 nt
Organism: Fukomys damarensis (Damara mole-rat)
Lineage: Eukaryota; Metazoa; Chordata; Mammalia; Rodentia; Bathyergidae
Product: mitochondrial intermembrane space import and assembly protein 40-like
Biological process (GO): protein import into mitochondrial intermembrane space
Cellular component (GO): mitochondrial intermembrane space
Molecular function (GO): protein-disulfide reductase activity
Source: RefSeq, a predicted model, not a curated record